AUGUCCUCUGCUCAUGAUGCCACCACCAAGAUCUCCAUUGACACGUUCGACGGCGACAACUACGCGACGUGGAGCUGCUACAUGCGUGGCGUGUUCCUGACCAAGUCGACGUGGCACGUGGUCAACCAGGAGACCACCCCCACCUUCGCCGAUCCUCGCGCCAGUGAUGAGUACGUCAAGACGAACAACAUUGCGUUCGGCUUGAUGUUACUUCACAUGAGCACGGACUAUCAUCACGUGGUUGAUGACUGCGACGAGGCAUGGGUUGCGUGGACACGGUUGAAGACUCUCUACGGCGGAUCGCAGAAGGCGGGACGGAUCUUCUUGAAGCGGCAGCUGUUCAGCAUGGAGAUGGCGGAAGGCGGCAAUGUGAUGCAUCAUUGCAAUGAAGUUCUCAACAUCAGCGCGAAGCUCAGCAGCAUCGGCGCCAAGAUGGAGGAUGAGGACGUGGCGAUCUGCUUGUUGUGCAGCCUCCCCAAGAGCUACGAGAAAGUUGUGCUGAACUUGGAGAUGAGCAGCGCGGAACUGCGGACGCAAGACGUCGUGAAAGUGCUGACGAAUGAGCACGUCAAGAGACAAGGGAAAAAGACGACAUCGGUGAAAACUGAAGAAGCGACCAAGGCCUUCAGUACCGAGCGUGAGGUUCGUCAGUGUACGUUCUGCGGAAAAUUGGGGCACACGGUGGAAAAGUGCUGGAUCAAGCAUAAGGAAGACAAUCGGGGAGCUCGACGCGGCGGCAAUGUACGUGGACGCGGAGCGAAUCAAGUUCAGUGGCAAGGCUACAACGGCAACAGCAACUGUGACUAUGAUCGAGUGGCGUUUGCUGUUUCGCUGGAAUGCGGACUUUCAACGACCAAGAGCAUGUCUGGAAUGUGGGCGAUUGACAGCGAUGGGAACAAGGCUGCGAUCAACGGUGUCGGGACAAUUAUCGAAAAGGUGACCCUGUCCAACGGUGAAGAGCGCGAAGUCGAGAUCAAGAACGCGCUUUACGUCCCAAGCAUGAACAAAAACUUGCUUUCGAUACCACAAAUCAACAAAAGCGGCAAGUUUCAAGUGGUGUUUGAUGGUGGCGAGAUGAAGGUUUCGCACAAAGGCUCCAAGCAAGUAAUAGCGAUGGCCGAUCUUGUGGAUGGCCUCUACUGGCUUCGUACAUCCCAGCGAUCGGUGAAUGCGGCUUCAGGAACAAGAGUCGAAAACCUUCAUGCGCGUAUGGGCCACGCACCGAUUGAUGUCUUGUGCAGAACGGUCUCCAAGGGCAUGAUCAAGGAUGCCAAGAAGCCAGCAAAAUUGAGCGGAUCAAGCGUGUGUCAAGGUUGUCUAGAAGGAAAAAUGGUUCAACGACCGUUCCCGAGCAAUCCAAACAAGCGCCACUACGAUCCGUUUGAGCUUCUACACAUCGACACUUGUGGUCCAAUGGAAGUCGACUCGCUAGGUGGAAGCAAGUACUUGCUACUGAUCGUCGAUGAAGGCAGCGGAUGUAUGAAGGGUUUCAGUCUGCGCGCCAAGUCCGACAGCGAAGAGUGCAUCAAGAAGUACAUCAUGGCAGUACAGACGCAGUUUGACUACAAGGUCAAGUUCGUUCGACACGAUGGUGCACGAGAAUUUGCGGCGAAUUCGCUCAAGGCAUUUUACGAUGAUCAAGGAAUCGAGCAGCAAGUUACCGUUCCGUAUGCGCAUCAGACCAACGGCACGGCGGAACGGGCAGUUCGGACCAUUGUGACGAUCAGGCGCAGCAUGCUUCACUACGCCAAGCUGAACAAGUGUUUCUGGGGUGAAGCGGCAAUGGCUGCGAUUUACAUCAAGAAUCGCCUACCGUCACCCAAGUGCCAAGAUCGAACCCCAUUCGAGAUCGUCGACGGAUUCCGACCAAGUGUGAAGCACAUGCGGGUUUUCGGCUGCCGAACGUUUGUGCUGACCCCUAAGGAAAAGAAAUCGAAAUGGGAUCCGAAGGCUCGUGAAGGACUAUUCAUGGGGUACGAAGAAGUGUCAAAGGCAUAUCGAGUUUACGACAUUGAAGCGGACCAAGUGGUGAUAUCUCGCGAUGUCACAUUCGACGAAUCAACGCUUGGUUUCUCGCCGAUGCUACCACAAGAAAUUGUUGAUGACACUGCGCUGGAUAUCGAAUCGAUGAACAUCAGCCUCACCCCAUGCAGUUCAAGCAAACUGGAAAACGCAAAAGCCGUUCAAACAGUCAAGAACAAGUUCUACAACAGACACUUCUUGAGCGUCGUGGAACCGGGUUAG
This is a messenger RNA of Peronospora matthiolae, 2244 nucleotides long. The record is from the annotation of a GenBank genome assembly. NCBI's taxonomy places the organism in Eukaryota, Oomycota, Peronosporomycetes, Peronosporales, Peronosporaceae.